AUGAGGCGCAGCAGAACAGCGCUCUCCUUCCUGCUGAGUGAGCAUGUCCGAGAGUCUGUGGAUUCUGGCUCAGGCCCUGUGAGUCCCCUUGGCAGUGGUGUCAUCUGGAGACGCUUCUCAGGGACCCCAUUGCUGCCCCCGCUGUCGAGCCGCCUCGGGCCCCCUGGAGAAACUGAGCCCAGCGCCUCUGUGGUGUUCACCAUUGGGGCUCGAGGGACAGAGCCAAGCCAUGGUUCAGCUUCAGGCAGCUUUGACCUGGAAAAUGCUCUCUCCUGUGGGAGAAGCGCCCUGGACACCCAGGUGGGGCCUGGCCUUGGCCAGGUCGUCCAGGCCUCUGCCCAACACAGCCAGCGGCGCGAGUCCUUCCUGUACCGGUCCGACAGUGACUACGAACUCUCGCCUAAGGCCAUGUCCCGGAACUCCUCUGUGGCCAGUGACCUACAUGGAGAAGACAUGAUUGUGACGCCCUUUGCCCAGGUCCUGGCCAGCCUGCGGACAGUUCGGAGAAAUGUUGCCGCGCUGGCCCACCUGCAAGGCCUCAGAGCAGCCAAGCAGGCGUCCGUCGGAAACCCCCCACCUGGCAGUCAGCCCCCUCCACCUACAGAGGACAGUGGGCAGAAGCUGGCUUUGGAGACACUGGACGAGCUGGACUGGUGUCUGGAUCAGCUGGAGACAUUGCAGACCCGGCACUCGGUCGGGGAGAUGGCCUCCAACAAGUUCAAGCGGAUGCUGAACCGGGAGUUGACUCACUUGUCCGAAACCAGCCGCUCCGGGACCCAGGUGUCGGAGUACAUCUCCCGGACCUUCCUGGACCAGCAGACCGAGGUGGAGUUACCCAGGGGGACCCUCAUGGAGCCCCCGAGGCCAAUGUCCCAGAUCAGCGGCCUGCAUGAGCUCCCCUCCAGUGCCAACGUCUCCACAGCCACCAUCCCACGCUUGGGGGUACAGACUGACCAGGAGGGCCAACUGGCCAAGGAACUGGAAGAUACCAAUAAGUGGGGGCUUGACGUGUUCAAGGUGGCAGAGCUAAGCGGGAACCGGCCCCUCACAGCCAUCAUAUUCAACAUCUUUCAGAAACGGGACCUGCUCAAGACCUUCCAGAUCCCAGAGAACACACUUGUCACCUACCUGCUGACACUGGAGGGUCACUACCACCCUGAUGUGGCCUACCACAACAACUUGCAUGCCGCUGAUGUGGCCCAGUCGGCACAUGUGAUGCUGGCCAUGCCUGCCCUUGAGGCCGUGUUCACAGACCUGGAAGUCCUGGCUGCCAUCUUUGCAAGCGCCAUCCAUGACGUGGACCACCCUGGAGUCUCCAACCAGUUUCUCAUUAACACCAACUCGGAGCUUGCGCUUAUGUACAAUGACACCUCUGUGCUGGAGAACCACCACCUGGCUGUGGGCUUCAAACUGCUGCAGGCUGAGAACUGCAACAUCUUCCAGAACCUCAGCACCAAGCAGUGGCUGAGUCUGCGCAGGAUGGUCAUCGACAUGGUGCUGGCCACCGACAUGUCCAAACACAUGAACCUGCUGGCUGAUCUCAAAACCAUGGUGGAGACCAAGAAGGUGACGAGCCUGGGAGUCCUGCUGCUGGACAACUACUCUGACCGUAUCCAGGUCUUGCAGAACCUGGUGCACUGCGCUGACCUCAGCAACCCCACUAAGCCGCUGCCCCUGUACCGCCAGUGGACAGACCGCAUCAUGGCUGAGUUCUUCCAGCAGGGAGACCGUGAGCGAGAGGCAGGCCUGGACAUCAGCCCCAUGUGUGACAAGCACACGGCCUCGGUGGAGAAGUCCCAGGUGGGUUUCAUUGACUACAUCGCCCACCCGCUGUGGGAGACGUGGGCUGACCUGGUACAUCCAGAUGCACAGGACCUGCUGGACACGCUGGAGGACAACCGCGAGUGGUACCAGAGCAAGAUCCCCCGCAGCCCCGUGGACCCCGCCAGCCCCGGGCAGGGCGGCCAUGACAGAUUCCAGUUUGAGCUGACUCUGGAGGAGGCAGAAGAGGAGGAGGAGGAGGAAGAGGAGGGAGAGAGAAUGUUGGCUCAGGAGGCCUCGGAGUCACCUAACACUGAACUCCUGUCCUUUGAGGCCAGCCCAGACCCUGAGGCCUUAUGCCUAGACAACCAGAGGACCGUGGGCAGGCCCUGUGUGGACCAUGAGGACAACGUGACAGCUGAGUCAUUUGGCACUUAAUGGUCCCUAAUG
Messenger RNA from Pteronotus mesoamericanus, 2211 nucleotides. It is a transcript of the gene PDE4C, whose product is annotated as phosphodiesterase 4C. The transcript has 16 exons. The record is from RefSeq and is a predicted model, not a curated record. Gene Ontology annotation, molecular function: 3',5'-cyclic-AMP phosphodiesterase activity. The coding region runs from base 1 to 2199 and encodes 732 amino acids. NCBI's taxonomy places the organism in Eukaryota, Metazoa, Chordata, Mammalia, Chiroptera, Mormoopidae. Gene Ontology annotation, biological process: signal transduction. Gene Ontology annotation, cellular component: perinuclear region of cytoplasm; cytosol; nucleus.